Messenger RNA from Talaromyces stipitatus ATCC 10500, 1659 nucleotides. RefSeq names its product cytochrome P450, putative. The record is from RefSeq and is a predicted model, not a curated record. Gene Ontology annotation, molecular function: iron ion binding; monooxygenase activity; oxidoreductase activity, acting on paired donors, with incorporation or reduction of molecular oxygen. Lineage: Eukaryota; Fungi; Ascomycota; Eurotiomycetes; Eurotiales; Trichocomaceae. The transcript has 2 exons. Bases 1 to 1659 code for a protein of 552 amino acids.
AUGUCGCUCAUCACCUCCACCGGCAUCGUGCACCUGCUGUAUGCACAUCUAUUCAUCGCAAUAUUGCUCGGGAUAGCGAUACAUGACUACAUCCUCUCUCUACGCAUGCCUCCGGGUCCUCGUCCUCUCCCCUUCGUCGGCAACAGAAUCUCCAUCCCCAAAAAAUCACCAUGGAUCCAAUUUGAGAAAUGGUCCCAAAUCUACGGACCAAUCUAUACCCUCUGGAUGGGCCGAAGACCAACAAUAAUCAUUUCCGAUCCCAACGUGGCGGUGGACUUGCUCGAGAAAAGAAGCAACAAAUACAGUUCUAGACCUCGAUUUGUGGUCAUGGGUGAAUUGUACUGGGAUAAUGCGAGCAUACUCGUGCAACCCUAUAGUCGAGAAUGGCAACUUCGACGAAAACUUUUGCAUCAGGCGCUUAAUCCUCAGGCUUUGAAGGUGUAUAAACCUAUCCAAGAAGCGGAGGCGACGAGGCUUUGUCAUCAGCUCUUUCUGAACCCGGCGGCGUAUGAAGGGUUGAUUGAUCGGUUCACGUCUAGUGUGGUUUUUAGUAUUUCGUAUGGGCAUCGGAUUGACUCGAUGAAUGCGAAGGUUAUUCGUCAACGCUUGGAGUUCAUGCAGUAUGCUGCUUCGUUGAAUGUGCCGGGGAAAUAUCUUGUUGAAAGUAUACCUGCUCUGAAGUAUCUUCCAAACUGGUUAGCGCCAUGGAAGAGGGAAAUUCAAGAAAGGGGACGACUUGAAGCUGCGACAAACAUGUCCCUUGUCCAUCAAAUGCAAGAGGAGAUGUUUAUCAAGGCAGAUAUUCCAGAGUCCCUCACAAAGAUCCUCUUACACGCAAAAGAGGAGGAUCCCGAGUCGUUCAGUCUACUGAGUGAGAGAGAUUUCUCAUUCAUCCCAGCAUCACUCUUCGGCGCUGGUAGUGAUACAACAGCCAGCACCUUGUGCAGUGGUAUCCUAAUGCUAAUCACAAACCCGGAGACUUUACAAGCAGCGCACGCAGAGCUAGAUGCAGUUGUUGGGACCGAUCGAAUGCCAACUUUUGAAGACGAAAAAUCUCUCUCGUAUAUCAACGCAAUGUGCUCGGAAAUCCUUCGUAUUCGUCCCGUUGCCGUCUUGGGUGGUACUCCGCAUGCGAAUUCCGAGUCGGAUGUUUAUCAAGGAUACUGUAUCCCUAAAGGAACGACCAUCCUCUCCAAUUCAUGGGCUAUCAAUCUAAAUCCUCGCUAUUAUCCCAAUCCGCAUCAUUUCAACCCAUUGCGAUUUCUGCCGAAUAAUAUUCCCUCAAAUUCAUUACCCUAUCUUCCCAAGGAAUAUGUAGAGACAACACCCUCUGAAAAAGGAGAACCGCAUCCGUCGCGCGACGGACAUAGUUCAUUCGGAUGGGGUCGUCGAAUCUGCCCUGGAGCCGGUCUGGCGAGAAAUUCACUAUUUAUUGCUAUUGCCAAGAUGUUAUGGACAUUUGAUAUUCUGCCUGUUACGGAGAAGGAUGGGUCAGCGAGAAAGUAUGAUACGUUCGCGUAUACGGAAGGGUUCAAUGUCCGACCAAAACCUUUUGAGUGUAUUAUCAAAGUGAGGAGUGAGAAGCAUGCGACUGUUUUGGAGAGGGAGUUUGUUGAGGCGGAGAGGACGAUGGGGAAGUUCAGUGCGUUUUCUGAGUAG